Molecule: messenger RNA, 3409 nt
Organism: Cavia porcellus (domestic guinea pig)
Lineage: Eukaryota; Metazoa; Chordata; Mammalia; Rodentia; Caviidae
Gene: Mphosph8
Product: M-phase phosphoprotein 8
Exons: 14
Coding region: 239-2815 (858 amino acids)
Cellular component (GO): cilium
Molecular function (GO): protein binding
Source: RefSeq, a predicted model, not a curated record
UGCCUCAGGACCCGCCCAUCCUCUUCCGGAAGCCCAUCCUCUUCUGGAAGGGUUUGUGGCGCGCUGAGUCACCUCCUCCUUAAGUGACUGGUUACUGUGCGUGUCAUUCCGAGCUCCGAGUCCCCCAUUGGCUGGUUUGCCUCUGAGAGCGUCACGCUGCCAAGGCCCUUUAGAGCCCGACGUCGCGGGAAGAGCUGGGGGGGUGUAUGUCGCAGACGGUUGUCGUCUAUGGGCUCCCAUGAUGGCGGCUUCGGAAGGGGCAGUUGUGUCCAUAGUGACUGAAUCAGAUGCCGACAGCAACGCCGAGUUGCGUGAAGUCGGAGGAGUCGGAGCAGUGGGCCAAGAGAAAGACCCGGCCACCAAAACAGCGGAGACCGCGGGGGACAGCGAGGAAGACGGGGAGGACGUAUUCGAGGUGGAGCGGAUCCUCGACAUGAAGACCGAGGCGGGUAGAAUCCUAUAUAAAGUUCGAUGGAAAGGGUAUACAUCAGAUGAUGACACCUGGGAGCCUGAGAUUCAUCUGGAGGACUGUAAAGAAGUUCUUCUUGAAUUUAGGAAGAAAGUUGCAGAAAACAAAGCUAAAGCAGCCAAGAAGGAUAUUCAGAAACUGUCUUUAAAUAAUGACAUAUUUGAGGCAGACUCUGAUAGUGAUCAGCGAAGUGAGACAAAAGAAGAUAUUUCCCCAAGGAAGAAAAAGAAAAAAAUGAGGCAAAAAGAAGAAAAAAGCCCCGACGAUCUAAAAAAAAGAAAAGGAAAAACCGGGAAACUAAAAGAUAAGUCCAAAUCAGAACUGGACAGCUCUUCUGAAAGUUUGGUUUGUGAUUUAAGGACAAAGAAAAGAAUUUUAGAAGCCAAAGGAGAAACAAAGGAUGCCAAAAAGCCCAAAAAGGAUGAAGUAAAAGAAACUAAGGAAUUAAAGAAAGUUAAAAAGGCUGAAAUAAGAGAUUUAAAGACUAAAAUAAGAGAAGAUCCCAAAGAAAACAGAAAAACUAGAAAAGAGAAAUAUGCUGAAUCUCAGCUGGAGUUUGAUUCAAGUGUACUUAAUGAUUUUCCUCUUCAGGAAGAUGACAGUGAAGACUUUUAUUCGGACAGCAGGGAAGAAAAACAAAAAAUUAACAGCCCAGAAGAUAAAAUAGUUGAAGAUGCAGUGCAAGAGAAGCUUUUUGACAAACAGCUAGAUGCCCCUGGAAGUGCUGACGAGGAUGCUGAUGGCAAGACCAAGAGGAGGAAAAAGAAACUAAGGAGGAAUGAAGAGCCAAAGGAGGGUACCAGGCCGGAAAACAGUGCCUUUUCAGAGAAGAAAACUCUACCUAAAAAGCAGAGGAAUCAAGACAGAAGCAGGACCAACACAGAGCUAGAUAAACUGCUACCACUGGCAUCUGUUCAAGCACAGAGGAGUCCCAGGGCAGCAGGGGAAGAACAAGGCUUGUGGGCAGCAGAUUCCGCUGAGGAGGAUAAAGAACCAAAAAAAAAUGAACCUAAAGAAAAAUUUCAGAAAAGAUGUGAUUCGGAAAAGGAAGAAAAAGGCCGGAAAGACCCAAAAGGAUUAAAGACAUUUAAGGAAAUCAGAAAUGCAUUUGAUUUAGUUAAAAAAACAACAGAAGAAAAAAGUGAUGCUCCUGAGACUAGUUGGAAAAGAGAAGAAACACUGGAUUGUAAAACCACAGAAGACCAGAAAACCAAGGAAAACAAGUACUCAACUAAAGAAAGGAGAAGUACUAGAGACGAAACUGACACUUGGGCACACAUUGCUGCAGAAGAUGAGCAGGAGGGUUUGGACAGUGUGUGUUCAGCAGAUGAAAACUUGGACGGCAGGCAGCACAUUCUGAGUUUGGGCAUGGACCUCCAACUGGAGUGGAUGAAAUUAGAAGACUUUCAAAGGCACCUUGAUGGGGAAGAUGAGACUUCUGACACAGCAAAUGCAAUUCCAAAUCAUUUGCUGAGGGACGCUGUGAAAAAUGGAGAUUAUAUUUCUGUAAAGGUUGCGCUUAACUCAAAUGAAGACUACAACUUGGACCAGGAGGACUCCAGUGGGAUGACACUGGUGAUGCUUGCUGCAGCAGGAGGGCAAGAUGACCUCCUGCGACUCCUCAUCACCAAAGGUGCAAAAGUGAACGGGAGGCAGAAGAAUGGGACUACGGCCCUCAUCCACGCUGCAGAGAAGAACUUUUUAACCACCGUGGCUAUUCUUUUGGAGGCGGGAGCCUUUGUAAAUCUUCAGCAGAGCAAUGGCGAGACUGCACUCAUGAAGGCUUGUAAGAGAGGAAAUUCGGACAUUGUUCGGCUUGUAAUCGAAUGUGGAGCUGACUGUAACAUUUUGUCAAAGCACCAGAACAGUGCAUUGCACUUUGCAAAGCAGUGUAACAAUGUGCUUGUGUAUGACUUGCUGAAGAGUCAUCUGGAGACGCUUUCAAGAGUGGCUGAAGAGACAAUCCGAGAUUACUUUGAAGCUCGCCUUGCUCUACUGGAACCUGUCUUCCCAAUAGCAUGUCAUCGACUUUGUGAGGGGCCAGAUUUCUCAACAGAUUUCAAUUACAAACCUCCACAGAACAUGCCAGAAGGUUGUGGCAUCCUGCUGUUUAUUUUCCAUGCAAACUUUUUGGGUAAAGAAGUUAUUGCUCGACUCUGUGGACCCUGCAGUGUACAAGCCGUAGUUUUAAAUGAUAAAUUUCAACUUCCUGUUUUUCUGGACAGUCACUUUGUUUAUUCUUUCUGCCCUGUUCCAGGCCCUAAUAAGCUCUUCAUAAGGUUGACAGAAGCACCUGCUGCUAAGGUGAAGCUGUUGAUUGGUGCGUACAGAGUGCAGCUUCAAUGACCAGACAGGACUGGGACGUGGCAUUCAGACAAAUGCUCCCCUCAUCUCUUGGAAGCCAUCUCGAAUUCUGGUGCACCUAAAACUUUUUAAGUGUAGUUUCAUCUGUAAACCUCUUAAGCAUCUGUUUUGGUCUGUGAGACUGUUGGUGGCCCUAAUAUAUAUUUGAAAUAUAGAUGUAAGUGUGCCAGUCUUCUGAAAUUCAGCGUUGCACCAAGACUGCAUUACUUUAUUUUUCCACAGUGUGGAACAGUACAUAGGAAGAUUAAGAAAAUUAAAACUUUUUUCUUUUUAAUAACUUUGAAUUUUCUACUAGUCUUGGUGCAUUUCUGUGUAAAGAAGCGAAAAACAUGUAGGUGCAAAGCACCAGUUUACAGUGAGGGAGGCAUGGUCUAUGCACUCAGGUUGCACAGACACCGAAUAAAGGUCGGCUCUGCUGCCCUUGCCUAUGACUGCUGUCACACAGUAGUGAUGGUGGCGGUCACUACCCAGCUGUCCCGCUGCCACAAAGGACAGGGAUACUAACACCUCUGUGUAAAGUGCAGUUUCAGCUUAUCCUUUAGAAAGAUGAUAAAAUAAAAACCUAAGAUGCUGCAA